Molecule: messenger RNA, 2278 nt
Organism: Myotis davidii
Lineage: Eukaryota; Metazoa; Chordata; Mammalia; Chiroptera; Vespertilionidae
Product: chromosome unknown open reading frame, human C6orf89
Exons: 8
Coding region: 168-1235 (355 amino acids)
Cellular component (GO): nucleolus; Golgi membrane
Source: RefSeq, a predicted model, not a curated record
GCGAAGCUGGGCAGUGGAGAAGGAGCGACUCUAGGCGUGCGGCCGCGCCGGUAGCUUGGGAGUCGCUUCCGGGUUGCGCGCCGGAAGCAGGAAGUUCUCGGCUUCUCUUUCUCGCCCGGCGGCAGCUGUCCCCGAGGCGGGAGGAGCCCGAGGGGCGCGGGCCCCGCAUGGAUUUUGCAUUGGAAGACAUGGAUCUUGCUGCCAAUGAGAUCAGCAUUUAUGACAAACUUUCAGAGACGGUUGAUUUGGUGAGACAGACGGGCCAUCAAUGCGGCAUGUCAGAGAAGGCAAUUGAAAAGUUUAUCAGACAGCUGCUGGAAAAGAAUGAACCUCAGAGGGGGCCCCCCCAGUACCCUCUCCUUAUAGCUGUGUAUAAGGUCCUCGCAACCCUGGGAUUAAUCUUGCUCACUGCCUACUUUGUGAUUCAGCCUUUCAGCCCAUUACAACCUGAACCAGUGCUUUCUGGAGCGUACACCUGGCGCUCACUCAUCCAUCACAUCCGGCUGAUGUCCUUGCCCAUUACCAAGAAAUAUAUGCCAGAAAAUAAGGGAGCUCCUCUGAAUGGGGGUGAUGAAGACAGAUCCUUUCCAGAUUUUGACCCCUGGUGGACAAACGACCGUGAGCAGAAUGAGUCAGACCCCAUCCCUGCCAACUGCACUGGUUGUGCCCAGAAAUUACCCCUCAAGGUAAUGCUCCUGGAAGAUGCCCCAAAGGAAUUUGAGAGACUCCAUCCUCUGGUGAUCAAGACGGAACGGCCCCUGUUGUCGAAGGACAUUCAGCAUUUUUUGUGCCAGUACCCUGAGGUGACAGAAGGCUUCGAGGAAGGGAUUUUCGCCAAGUGGUGGCGCUGCUUUCCUCACCGGUGGUUCCCAUUUCCUUAUCCGUGGAGAAGACCUCUGAACAGAUCACACAUUUUACGUGAGCUCUUUCCUGUUUUCACCCACCUCCCAUUUCCAAAAGAUGCCUCCUUGAAAAAGUGCUUCUUUCUUCAACCAGAACCUAUUGUGGGGAGUAAGAUGCAUAGGAUGCAUGACCUGUUCACCCUUGGCAGCGGAGAGGCCAUGCUGCAGCUCAUCCCGCCCUUCCAGUGCCGGAGACACUGCCACUCCAUGGCCAUGCCGCUGGAGCCCGGCGAUAUCGGCUACGCUGGUGCCGUCCACUGGAAGGUCUACAUUGUAGCCCGAGGGGUCCAGCCAUUGGUCCUCUGUGAUGCAACCACCCUCUCAGAACCGUAGGAAACAGGACUGUGCUGAGGAACGGUUCUGAGGUGAAGACCGGAUCAAAAGGAGGAAAUAAUUUUUUUAAAAAAACAAUGAAACCACUUUCCAGGGGCUGGUUACUUGGUUCCCUGCCCUGUGCAUGCGUGUGUGAGCCAGCUGUGAGCCAGCUGAGGGCCAGCGCCUGGCGCUCCCGCUGCUGGGCUGGCAUUCUCCAGUACCUACCUGUCUGAGAGAGAUGGGGCUCCGCCAGGUCUUUUGGCCCUCCGCAGCCUCAAGGCCUUGCUCCCAGCGAGGAACUGAUGGUGCCUCCCUCACUUGCACAGCGACCCCCUCUGCUGGCCCGACUUCAGAGCCAUCCUUUUGCAGCUGGGCCUGCGUGCCCGUCUUCCUGGCCACACCACCCUGUACUGUGUUAGGAAAGCCAUGGCUGAUGAAAGAAGUCAUUGCUGUUUCCCAAACAGAAUGAAUCAAGAACCACUGAGAAAAGAUCAAACCACCUCAAACUGCACUCAAGAAGUGAACUUUCCCAGGGUCCGCGGCUCUCGGUGUCUCAGCGAUGCCAGACUAAAGUUGAUUAUAAUUGAAAUGGUUACUCCUGAAGUCAGACUUUUCUCCAUUUUAUCUUUUGGCUCUCCCCCCCUUCUCCUGGCUGGUUUCUUGGCACUUAGGCUGCUGGUCCCCCUCCCUUGCCUGCUGAGGCAGCACCAUCGCUGUGGGCUGUGUUGCUCUUACCAGUGUCUUCAGAGGGGGAUGAGCUAGAUGCUGGCCGGGUGGAGGGUGCCUCCCGGGCCUGAUCUUUAGGGUCUGACUCCAGGGAAGAUGUUUUACAGAUGUGUUAAGCUGAUGUAAUGUGGUUGGGGAAGAAAUUCCAGACCCAAAGUGUUUGCCAGCUGGGUGUGCAACUCUGUGAUCCUGUGUUACAAUGAUCUGUCUCUGUACUGGAAACAAGGUGAGGUUUUUACUUUUUGUAACAAUAUAAAGCUGUAUCCUUUUGACUGGAUAAUUCACUGUGCUCAUUUUUUCCCUUAAGUGCUGUAUUAAUCAAAUCAUGUAAAUUA